This is a messenger RNA of Caenorhabditis elegans, 939 nucleotides long. RefSeq names its product DUF38 domain-containing protein (gene F57G4.1). NCBI's taxonomy places the organism in Eukaryota, Metazoa, Nematoda, Chromadorea, Rhabditida, Rhabditidae. The record is from RefSeq and is marked reviewed. The coding region runs from base 1 to 939 and encodes 312 amino acids. The transcript is spliced from 3 exons.
AUGGAAAUGUUGGCUUGUGGAACAAAUAACACCCCUUCAUCAACAAUAAAAACUAUUCGGAUAUCUCAAAUUGUAGAAAUUUAUGUGACUGUUGAAGAAAUAUCUAUUCUAGCUGCCUAUGUCAUGUACAAACAAAAACUACAAUACCGUCAAGAACUCUGCUACAAAAGUACAAUAAACGGAUGCUCAUUAGAAAUUGGAGGAAAGGAAGAAAUUUUCAAAAAUCAAAAUUUUAUGGAAUUCUUCUUCUCACAUUUGACGAUCAUUCUAUCCUCAACCAACUUCAUCUCAUAUUUAUCAUUUUCUAUAAUUAACAAUUCUACUUCAAAGUUUCUGGAAAAACUAAAAAGCACUCUUUCCACUAAAAAUCCUGCUCUGAAAGUCAAUGAGCUCGCAUAUUCAUUUAUUGGCCAAUCAAACGUUCAACAUGCAAUAUCUGUAAUUGAAACAUUGAAUUCGGAAGCUCUCGAUACUAUUCACUUCCGCACGGAUGUUGAUGAAGAAAUUAAUCUCACAAAAAUAAUGGAACUACCUCAUUGGCCAAAUAUUACAUGUCUAAAAAUUGAAGGCUUCAUAGUUUCCGAGACGCUUGAAAACUUCCUUCAUUUGACAAAUGCCAAAGUUACAAAGCAUUCAAUUACUAUUCAGGAUCUUCAAAUUUUGAAAAAGAACUUCCUAGGUUCUCAAUCUGAAAAGAAGUUUGUUCUCGUGUACAAGUUAGACACUGGUGAGAUCGCUGAAAAUGUACAAGUUGUGUUUGGAGAAUUGUCGAGUUCGAAGAAAACAAUUGACUACGGAAUCACAAAGCAAUGGAAAUAUCGAACCGACGGCAGAUUCGAAUUGUCUAUCGAAUACCGACAAUGUGUUCGUUUUGAAGAUCACUCGUUUACUUUUGUGGUAACAUGUGCAGGAUCAUCAUCAUCUUUAUUAACAUUGUAA